Linum trigynum is the source of this 573-nucleotide messenger RNA. NCBI's taxonomy places the organism in Eukaryota, Viridiplantae, Streptophyta, Magnoliopsida, Malpighiales, Linaceae. The record is from the annotation of a GenBank genome assembly.
AUGUUUAAUCACAUGAUUAAAUAUCGAGAGGAAGACUGCAGUGGAAAGCUCCCAUUUGGACCGCAAAUCACCUCAUUGCUGGCAAUUUUAGGGGUCGAUUUGCGUGGGAAACUUACUAACCGAGAGGUUCACAAUGACCUCCAAGCCCAGCAUGUUCUUCGCCGCACGCUUUCGGUGCUUGGACCCAGAAAGCUUGCCAAAGUUCAAGGGGGAGACAAAGCUGCUAAGUCUGGAACAGAUUCUGAAGAAGAGGUCAAUGAAGUGGAAGAUGAGACCUGGGUAAAGGGCAAGGCAGCAGAGCUAACUGCUGUUGAAAUCAGUAGUCUUGACAAAGGAAAAGGGGUAGUCAAAUGGUCUACAAAGCGGAAGAAGUCUCUGAGAAUGGAUCACGUGCAGGAAGGAAUAAGGCUGGAAAAGGAAGGAAAAAGCCUUAUUCGUGACUUCACCUUGGCCCUGAAGGGAAAAAAGGCAAGUUCUUCUUGCAAGCGAGUCAACAGGGUCUUAUUCGUACCUUCAGAGGAUGCGGAAGUCCAUCCAUCUGAAUAUGCCUCAUCUGCGGAGUACACCUACUAG